Messenger RNA from Agelaius phoeniceus (red-winged blackbird), 1602 nucleotides. RefSeq names its product acrosin-like. Gene Ontology annotation, biological process: proteolysis; acrosome reaction. NCBI's taxonomy places the organism in Eukaryota, Metazoa, Chordata, Aves, Passeriformes, Icteridae. Gene Ontology annotation, molecular function: serine-type endopeptidase activity. The record is from RefSeq and is a predicted model, not a curated record.
CCUGCAGUGCUGGCACCUGCGAUGGCUUUGCUGUGGCUGCUGAUCCUGCUGGCCCUGGCCGGGCCCGUGGGGGGCACCUGGGACACCUGCAGAGGCACCUGCGGGCUCCGGCCCUUGGAUUCCGACCACAGCUCUGCUGGCACGUCCGGUGUGGGUGGCACCAGUGUCCAGCCAGGGGCCUGGCCUGGCAUUGUCAGCAUCCAGGCCACCUGGGAGAACGGCACGUGGCACAUGUGCACGGGUGUCCUCCUCAGCUCCCAGUGGGUGCUCACGGUCGCACACUGCUUCGCCAGGGCCGGGGGCAUCUCCAUGUGGGAUGUGGUGAUCGGGGCCACAGAUCUGAGACAGCCAGGCCCUGAGGCUGUGGUGAGACGCAUCCAGAGGCUGCUGAUGCACCAGCGCUAUGUGCCAGCCACGGCCAGGAACGACAUCGCCCUGGUGGAGCUGGACCAGCCUGUGGAGUGCAGCGACUACAUCCAGCUGGGCUGUGUGCCCGACGCCUCGCUCAGGGUCUCGGAGCUGAAAUCCUGCUACAUCGCCGGCUGGAACUUUGCCAGAGCUCAGGGAACAGGCAUGGUGCUGCAGGAGGCCAAGGUCCACCUCAUGGACACGGAGCUCUGCAACAGCAGCCGGUGGUACGCGGGGGCCGUUCAUGCUGACAACCUGUGUGCUGGGUACCCACAGGGCGGCAUCGACACCUGCCAGGGGGACAGCGGCGGUCCCCUCGUCUGCAAGGACAACAGAGCUGACUAUUUCUGGCUGGUGGGACUGAACAGCUGGGGAAGAGGCUGUGACAGAGCCAGGCACCCCGGGAUCUACACCUCCACUCAGCACUUCUACAACUGGAUCCUGAUCCAGACAAGCCUGAGCCCUGCGGACAUAAGUGGUACAGCACCAGAGCCGAAUUGCGCCCCGACUCCUAAGCCAGAGCUCACCAUGGCUUCUGAGGAGACCCCGACGCCAGGGCCAGAAGAAGAGGCACAAACAGAGCCAACACCAGUGCCAGAGCCGACGCCAGAGCUGGUGGUGCCGGGGCCAGAGCUGGUCACAGACCCAACAUCAGUGCCAGAGCUGGUAACAGAGCCCGAGCCAGUGCCACAGCCAACCCCAGAGCCAGAGCUGGUAACAGAGCCCGAGCCAGUGCCACAGCCAACCCCAGAGCCAGAGCUGGUAACAGAGCCCGAGCCAGUGCCACAGCCAACCCCAGAGCUGGUAACAGACCCGGCACCAGUGCAAGUGCCAGAGCCAACACCAGAGCCGACGCCAGAGCCGACGCCAGAGCCGACGACAGAACCAACGCCAGAGCCGACGACAGUGCCGACAAUAGUGCCGACAACAGUGCCGGUGCCAGAGCCAUCACUAGUGCCAGAGUCGACACGAGAGCCAGAGGAGGAGCUAGAGUUGGUGCCCGAGCCGGAGCCAGAGCUGGUGCCAGAGCCGACACCAGAGCCAACCACUCCCCCGGUGCCCGAGGAGCCGGCGCCAACACCGGAACCGGGUCCGGACAGGCUCCUGCUGAUCUCGGUGCCGUACCAGAGCCUGGUGCAGUUCUGCAACCUGCUGAGGGAUUUCCUGCAGUUCCUGAGGAACCAGCUGGGCUGA